AUGUCUCGCCGAACCCCACGAGUCGUCGUCACGAAUGACGAUGGACCCCCCACGGACCUGUCCGGUCACUCACCCUUCGUCUACCCUUUCGCGUGUGCGCUCGCUGAACAACUCGGGUGGGACGUGAAGGUCGUCGUUCCUUCGAGUCAGAGGUCUUGGUAAGGAAUAUUGUUACUAUCCGGUGUAUCAGGAAGGGCAUCGCGGGGCUUGAUACCGGUCUUUUGCGAGCUCGAACUAACCCACCCCCCCCACUUUUUGGCUCGGACAGGGUCGGCAAGUCUUACGCUAUCACCCAGGUGACCACGGGCCGAUACUUUUACCCUACUGGACCGAACGGCACUGAUGGCGAACAGUGCGAGUUGCCCCGACCUUUGAAGGAGGGGGAGAAGACGGAAUGGGUCUUGUAAGUGAUUCGACUGAGCCCGAGAGAAUCUCCCGAACUGCGAUAGUUUAAGGACGAGACUGCUAGGAGGAAGUUGUUGAUUCAUAUCUAAUAUCUAUCCUGAUCCUUUUACAGACUCGACGGGACACCGGGUGGGUAGUUUCAGCUGGCCAGCGCAAAGGAGCCAACCUGGCUAAUGUCUGUCCCAUGCUUGCAGCCACCUGCGCCAACAUCGCCAUUCACUCCCUUUACCCACCGGGUUCGAUCGACCUCGUCAUAUCAGGCCCCAACUUUGGUCGCAAUACCUCGACCGCUUUCGCAUUAUCCUCGUCAGUAAAUAUGCGAGAUUCGCUAUAUAUCCUCGUCAGUGGCUCAGCCAGAUUCUGACUGCUACAUAUGCCAACAACUUUAGAGGCACGAUCGGAGCCGCAAUGGCUGCGUCCUUGUCCCACAUCCCGGCCAUCGCACUCUCCUGGGGUCUCAUGGAAGGCUACAAACCUCCCCCCCAAUCUUUCAUCCAAGGUGCCGUCGACGUAUCCUGCCAAAUCGCUUCCAAGCUCUGGGAUUUAGGAUGGGAACAGGCCGACAGCGAGCAUCGCGUCGAUGUUUAUUCGGUCAAUGUGCCUUUGAUGCCUUCGAUCAUCUCCAAGGGGGGGCCGACGGUUUAUUGGACUGAGAUGGCCAAGACCAAGUAUCAAAGAUUGUUCAAAUCGACGGCCAAGAUCCCUGCGCCCGUCGUCAAGGACGGGGGACCCGCCGCAGUCCCAGCGGACAAGUCUUCGGUCGAACAAGGGAAGGAGCAGGAAGCCGCUGAGGGUCAGGCAUCUGGGGCAGAGGCGUUGAGGAUGGUCGAUUCGCACUACCAGGCACCGCUCAGGUUUGUGUUUGCGCCUGACAUCGGUCCUUUGGUUAAUCCGAGCCCUGCGUCGUUGGUGAGUGGUACCAUGGCUUGUAUUUGGAGGGGCGAUAUUAAAAUUUUUGCUCAUCGGACGACUCCUCGUUGGGCAUUGCAGCAAGAAGGAACGGAUAAUCAUGCGCUUAUGGUCAGUUCUGUUCUCUUCCCUUUAUAAGACGUAACCUGUGCUGUAUAUCAUGUUGGCUGAAUUCUCGUACGUCCUCUACAGCACGGCGCGAUCUCGGUCACGCCAAUCCAAGCCGCUUUCGCCUCGGCUGACUUCCCGAGAGGGAAGGCGAUCGAGACUGAUGGGCUCAAGUGGAGGUUGUAG
This is a messenger RNA of Microbotryum saponariae, 1608 nucleotides long. The record is from the annotation of a GenBank genome assembly. Lineage: Eukaryota; Fungi; Basidiomycota; Microbotryomycetes; Microbotryales; Microbotryaceae.